Camellia sinensis is the source of this 389-nucleotide messenger RNA. The record is from RefSeq and is a predicted model, not a curated record. NCBI's taxonomy places the organism in Eukaryota, Viridiplantae, Streptophyta, Magnoliopsida, Ericales, Theaceae.
UUUUUUUACUGAAUACUUUGCAAAUUGAUGUAUAUGACUGAAAAAUUAUGGUGACUUGCAAUUGUUAUUCAAGUUCCUUUGCUACCUCCGCAGUACUACCUGAAGGCAGCCUUUGGUUUCAACAAAAAUCAAUUUUCAGAAAUUCUGAUGAUGGUGGGAAUAGGAUCAAUUGUUUCCCAGAUUCUGAUUCUUCCUCUCAUCAAUCCAUUAGUUGGAGAGAAAGUGAUACUUUGCACAGCCUUACUUUCAUCAAUUGCUUAUGCAUUGUUUUAUGGCUUGGCAUGGGCUUCUUGGGUACCAUAUCUAAGCGCUUCAUUUGGAGUCAUCUAUGUCCUUGUCAAACCUGCUGUAAGUACUAGUCUCCCAUGAAUAUAUAUACAUUUUGUCCG